AUGGCACUAGCUCGAGGAGCAACAUCAUCAUUUAGCCCAACAGAGAUUGAAUUUCUUGCAGAAGAUGAACCAAUAACUAUCGUUCCUUCUCAGAAACUGGCUCAACUGGAUAUGAUUUCUGGAACAUAUGGACCAUUCAGACCACCAAUGAAAACCAAAGUUCCCUUAUGGCUAGCUGUUACUCUGAAAAAGAAACAGAAAUGUAACAUCCAGCCUCCUGAAUGGCUUGAUGCUGAUCGAUUACAAGACUUGUCAAAACGAGAACGAGACGAAGGAUCUUUCUCUGCGCUACCGUUUCAUUUUAUGGAAAUCGCUCAAUUGUUAUUAGAUUGUGCAAGUGAUGAUAUACCACGCGCUGAACUAGUCAAAACUCUACUCAAGGAUUUACGUGAAAUACGUCAAUCGAAAGCGCAUCAGGGUCUGAAACAACUUGGAUAUGAUUACCUACAGAUGGACAAUCUAGGACUGAUGGAAAUCAAUGAAAUCAGGCCCUUCUUCACCAAAGUGUUCAAUCAGUUACGAAGAUUGAAUGCUGGUGACAAUGCCAUGGAAGCUUGA
This is a messenger RNA of Synchytrium microbalum, 558 nucleotides long. RefSeq lists its product as uncharacterized. Gene Ontology annotation, biological process: double-strand break repair via break-induced replication; DNA replication. The record is from RefSeq and is a predicted model, not a curated record. Bases 1 to 558 code for a protein of 185 amino acids. The transcript has 5 exons. NCBI's taxonomy places the organism in Eukaryota, Fungi, Chytridiomycota, Chytridiomycetes, Synchytriales, Synchytriaceae. Gene Ontology annotation, cellular component: nucleus; GINS complex.